This is a messenger RNA of Phragmites australis (common reed), 832 nucleotides long. RefSeq lists its product as uncharacterized. NCBI's taxonomy places the organism in Eukaryota, Viridiplantae, Streptophyta, Magnoliopsida, Poales, Poaceae. The record is from RefSeq and is a predicted model, not a curated record. The transcript is spliced from 2 exons. Bases 130 to 615 code for a protein of 161 amino acids.
UCCCUCUCAAUUCCCAAACCUUCGCGACUCCACCACGGCACAGGAGAACCAGCUCGCGCCGUCGCACUCGCACGCGCUACUCCGUCUCCCCCCUCUCCCAGGCUGCGAGCUCCGGCCGUGACGGCGUCCAUGGCCCGCGCGCUCUCCUCCCAGGCGGCGAGCCUGGCGCGCCCCCUUGGUGCCCAGCCCCGGCCCGGCGGGGUCCUCGGCCGCCGGCACAGCCACACCCGUCGGCGCGCGGCGGAGGAUCUGGAGAUGGACGCCUCGGGGCCUUUGACUGCGGCGGACGGCGCCGCGGUGUCCCGGCGGCUGGAGGAGGCCAUCGACGGUGCCAUGGCGCGGAUGGCCGAGCCUGACUGGGCGCCGUUCCGGCCCGGGACCUCCUACUUCGCACCGCCCCGGCCCGCCGGCGCGGCCCGCCGGAUUCUCGCGCUGGUGAGCCGCCAAGGCGGGGUGGGGUUCGCAGCGCCGCGGCGAGGGCUCUCCGCCGACGAGGCCCGCGCCGUCGCCGCCGCCUCCCGCGGGUACCCAUGCUCGACCUACUUCAUCGAUGGGCAAUUUCCGGACGACGUGGAGAGCUCAAGGCUGGAUGCCGAUCCUACUCAAGAGGAAUGAAUGGACGGGACUAGCUGUUGCACUGGACUGGAUGAAGUUGGGGGAUCAAGAAAAGGCGUCCGUUUUCAUGUUUUCCUAUUGCUUACUGCUACUGUGCAAAAAUUGAACCCAUGAAUUCAUGAGCUACUAUGUGGAAAUAAAAGCAUACUGAAUUCAUGUGAUCUUUUCAUAUGUAAGACUCAUUGAUAUGUAAAGAGGAUAGUAUGAUUUCAUCAUC